Molecule: messenger RNA, 1773 nt
Organism: Puntigrus tetrazona (Sumatra barb)
Lineage: Eukaryota; Metazoa; Chordata; Actinopteri; Cypriniformes; Cyprinidae
Product: growth arrest-specific protein 7-like
Exons: 11
Coding region: 186-1175 (329 amino acids)
Biological process (GO): neuron projection morphogenesis; actin filament polymerization
Cellular component (GO): actin filament; cytoplasm; plasma membrane
Molecular function (GO): actin filament binding
Source: RefSeq, a predicted model, not a curated record
CGGCCCAGUUCUGGAUCCUCGUACGCGGUUAGAGUUUGAUCUCAGGCCAGGACUGGAAAGGUGUUGGGUUUUAGCUGCGCCGGGAAGGGUUAGGCAGAGAAGACGAGGGACGCUGGGAGAGUCUGGGGUGCCGAACGUUUAGCGAACGGGACCGUGCGAGCGGCGAAGAACGGGCCUGCGCCGACAUGUUCUGCAGGACGAGCCCAGGGUCCACCUCCCCGGCCAGGAGGCAGAAUAAGGAGAAGGAGAUCAAGGAGACCAAAAUCACUAUCAACUGCGUCACCUUCCCCGUGCCCACGUCUGCGCCGGAGCAGCAGCUUCUCAAGCCCAGCGAGUGGAGCUACUGCGACUAUUUCUGGGCCGAUAAGAGGGACCCUCAGGGGGCCUCGGUGCCAGGGUUCGAGGUGCUGCUGCAGAAACAGCUGAAGGGGAAGCAGAUGCAGAAAGAGAUGGCAGAGUUCAUCAGAGAAAGGAUAAAAAUCGAAGAGGAAUACGCCAAAAACCUUUCCAAACUCUCCAUGUUCCCGAUGGCAGCUCAAGAGGAAGGGACUCUCGGAGAAGCUUGGGCCCAGCUGAAGAAGAGUCUAGCCGAUGAAGCUGAGGUCCAUCUCAAGUUCUCCUCAAAGCUCCAGAGUGAAGUCGAGAAGCCUUUGCUGACCUUCAGAGGAGACAACUUCAAAAAAGACAUGAAGAAGUACGACCACCACAUCGCUGACCUGAGGAAGCAGCUGGUCAGCCGUUACGCUGCUGUGGAGAAGGCACGGAAGGCUCUAGCGGACAGACAGAAGGAUCUCGAAGUGAAAACGCAGCAGCUUGAGAUCAAAUUGAGCAACAAAACAGAGGAGGAUAUUAAGAAAGCCCGACGGAAAUCCACACAAGCAGGUGAUGAUCUGAUGCGCUGCGUGGACCUUUACAAUCAGGCUCAGUCAAAGUGGUUUGAGGAGAUGGUCACCACAAGCCUGGAGUUGGAGAGGUUGGAGGUGGAGCGGGUGGAGACGAUACAGCAGCUUCUGCGUCAGUACACCACACUGCGGCACGAGACGGACAUGUUCAACCAAAGCACGAUGGAGCCGGUGGACCAGCUCCUGCAGAGCGUGGAUCCUGCCAAAGACAGAGAGCUCUGGGUAAAGGAGCACAAGACGGGGGAUCUGAGACCUGUGGACAUGGACAUCUAGACAAAACACACACACACACACACACACACCACACCACACUAUAUGAAUCUACCUGCAUGCCUGUCUACCUGAGUACUUCAACCUCUCAGCCAAAGCCAUACAGGUAUCAUCCCUCGAAGCACUGCUUGUUUUGUGGAUUUCCACUGAAAAUAUUAGAUAAUUACAAACUCAAAGCUUUAUGGAAGAUUUUCUUAACGUCACGUGGAGCGAGUGGCGGGAAAGGACAGCAGCACAGCAGACGCGUUAUGAUAUUGAGUAGCCAUCCAUAUAAUCCUGCAUGUCCUUUGAAUAAGAUGCUACUUAAGACUUCCCGGUUUUGUCUAUUAUACAUUAACAUGAUUCAACUAGUCGGGGCGCCGCUGAUGGAGAUCUGAACAAACGCUGUACAGUAAAACACCUCUGCCGCAGUGGAUGCCUGUUACACAAAUUUCAUCCGAUCAGUUUCUUUUUUUUUUGUCUCGUUGGUGUUGAAGUAGUGUAAGCACACUGAGCUACACAGCUAGUUUGCAGAUAUUUGCAUUUGCCUGGUCUACAGUGUGAGUCAAACAUGUAAACGGACAGCUUCGGGAUGCCACGCGGGGUUCAAAAACGUAAAAAA